Messenger RNA from Dinoponera quadriceps, 873 nucleotides. RefSeq lists its product as uncharacterized. The transcript has a single exon. Lineage: Eukaryota; Metazoa; Arthropoda; Insecta; Hymenoptera; Formicidae. The record is from RefSeq and is a predicted model, not a curated record. Bases 1 to 873 code for a protein of 290 amino acids.
AUGAUCUCUAACUUGAAAUGUUCUAUUACUCCUACGCUAGAUAGCCUUGUCCAGAAGUUUUGGGAAGUCGAAGAAUUAUUGUUUCCUUCUUCACACUCUAAAGAAGACCAGAUCUGUGAGGAAUACUUUCUCUCAACUCACACACGUCUAUCCACUAGUCGGUAUGUUGUACGUUUACCUGUCAAACAAAGCUCAACUCUAGGCUCGUUCCAUGUCGCGUCCAAAUCAUUGGAGCAUUUAGAACUCCAUCUGGCUAGAGAACCAAAGCUCACUGCAGCUAACCAAGAUUUUCCAUAUGAAUAUGAAUCUUUGGGUCAUAUGGCCCCCUUAAACGCGCAAACACAUAACUCUAAUUCUGUUUACUAUUUACCUCAUCAUCUUGUUCUAAAGGAGAGUUCGUAUACUCCGUUGCGUGUCAUCUUUAACGCAUCUUGUACGACUUCCAACGGAGCGUCGCUAAACGAUUGUCUCAUGACCGAUCUUAAAUUACAAGCAGACUUGUCUAUUAUUUUGCGUUGGAGAGCAUAUCGUUUAGACUUUACUAUUGACAUUGCCAAGAUGUUUAGACAGAUAUUGAUUCAUCCUGAUGAUACAGAUUAUCAACGUAUUCUGUGGAGAACUGCUCCGGAUCAACCUGUCAAUCACUAUCGAUUAUUAACUGUCACUUAUGGCAUAUCUUCAUCUCCUUAUCUCGCUAUGAGAGUUCUUCAACAAUUAAUAGCUGGUGAGGAAAGUCACUACCCCUUAGCAUCUUCAAUAUUACGCAAUUCCAUUUACGUGGAUGAUAUCCUAUUCGGUGCGGAUUAUAUUCCCACCAUUCAAGCAAUGCGCGAACAACUGAUCUCACUGUUGCGUUGUGGUGGAUUUCAAUAA